AAUAACAAACAGCGGUAGUCGGGGUUGCACUAAGCGAUCGGGGGCCCGAGAAGCUCCCGGAGGUCCCCCCCAGCGCCUGUCCCCCCUUUCUCGCGGCCUGUUGGCGGUCCCGCCGUGCCGGCCCGCACCGUCCGCCUUUCUCAUUCGGGUGGCGGCCUGAAGCUGCCCUGUAGAUCCGCAGCGAGAAGGAGGAGCUUCUGUCGCGGCCGCCGGUCACCGGCGCGGGAUGGUGCGCGGGGCCGCCCAGCUGUUGCCGCUGUUAUUGCGGCCUCCUUCGGGUCUCUGAUGCUUCGUGUUUAAUAGAAAUUUCAUUCUCUUGCCAAAGUCAAAUGAGGAAAAGAAGAGGUUUUGCAAUCCAGCCGCUUGGAAAGACCCUUGUACCUCCAUGCAGUACCUGAAGUUCCUAAAUAAUAGAGAGUCAAAGGUAUAAACUUCAGGAGCCUAAAAAAGUCACCAUGAAAUUAUAUGUAUUUCUGGUCAACACUGGAACCACCCUUACGUUUGAUACAGAACUUGCAGUACAAAAUGUUGCCGACCUUAAACAAGCAAUUCAAACCAAGUACAAGAUUGCUAUUCAACAUCAGGUGCUGGUUGUCAAUGGAGGGGAGUGUAUGGCAGCUGACAGGAAAGUUUGUAGUUACAGCGCUGGAACGGACACAAACCCAAUUUUUCUCUUCAACAAAGAAAUGAUCUUAUGUGAACGUCCUCCAGCUAUCCCCAAAACGACAUUUUCAGCAGAAAAUGAGAUGGAAUUAAAAGUCGAAGAAUCUCUUAUGAUGCCUGCAGUUUUUCACACGGUAGCUUCACGGACACAGCUUGCUGUGGAAAUGUAUGAGAUUGCCAAGAAACUUUGUUCCUUCUGUGAAGGUCUCGUCCAUGAUGAACAUCUUCAGCACCAAGGCUGGGCUGCCAUAAUGGCAAAUUUGGAAGAUUGCACAUAUUCCUACCAAAAGCUGCUUUUCAAGUUUGAAAAUGCAUAUUCAAAUUACCUGCAGUCCAUAGAUGAUAUUAAGCUGAAACUUACACAUUUAGGGGCUGCUGUUUCCAUAAUGGCCAAGAUCCCACUGCUGGAGUGCCUAACCAGACAUAGUUACAGGGAAUGUUUGGAACGGCUGGAUUCUUCUGCUGAACAUGAAGUGACAGAAGGUGAAGACACUGAGAAUGAGAAGUCAGCUGAAGUGGUGCUUUCUCCUGACAUGUUUAAAACGAACAAACAAUCACUGCUGUCCUCAUGUUGCAAAUCAGUAGAACAUUCAACCCUAGAUGGCACAGUUUCUGAAAAAAUGAAUGAAAAUAAGGAAGCCAGUCAAAAUCCUUCAGUCCAGGACAGUGAAAUGUCAGCAGAGCUGGGAGAGAGUGAUCUACCUUCUUUCAAUGUUUCUCUAUUAGACUGGAUAAAUGUUCAAGAUAGACCCAAUGACGUCGAAUCCUUGGUCAGGAAAUGUUUUGAUUCUAUGAACAGACUUGACCCGAGGAUUAUUCAGCCCUUUUUGGCCGAAUGCCGACAGACUAUUGCCAAAUUAGAUAAUCAGAACAUGAAGGCCAUUAAGGGGCUUGAAGACAGGCUUUAUGCCUUGGACCAGAUGAUAGCUAGUUGUAGCAGGCUGGUUAAUGAACAAAAAGAACUUGCUCAGGGAUUUUUGGCUAAUCAGAAGAGAGCAGAGAACUUGAAAGAUCCUUCUGUGUUACCUGAUUUGUGUUUAAGUCAUGCAAAUCAAUUGAUGAUUAUGUUAACUAACCACAGGAAACUUUUAGAUAUUAAACAGAAAUGUACUACUGCCAAACAAGAACUUGCAAAUAACUUACAAGUCCGACUGAAAUGGUGCUGCUUUGUAAUGCUUCAUGCUGACCAAGAUGGAGAGAAACUGCAAGCCUUGCUUCGUCUCGUAACAGAGCUGCUAGAACGAGUGAAGAUAGUAGAGAAGCUUAGUAAUGUCCCUCAGAUGUACUGUUUGGCUGUUGUUGAAGUUGUAAGGAGGAAGAUGUUUGUAAAACACUACAGGGAGUGGGCUAGCGCUUUAAUAAAAGAUGGGAAACACCUUUAUGAUGCAGAAAAGGCCAAAAGGGAAACUUUUGGGAAAUUAUUUAGGAAGUCUUUUCUAAGAAAUCGUUUGUUCAGAGGUCUUGAUGCCUGGCCUCCAUCAUUUUGUACUCGGAAACCUCGCAGAUUUGAUAGUGAACUUCCUGAUAUCUCAUUAUCUGAUCUGCAGUUUCUACAGUCCUUUUGUCCUUCAGAAGUCCAACCAUUACUCAGGGUUCCCAUACUUUGUGAUUUUGAACCUCUCCACCAGCAUGUACUUGCUCUACAUAACCUGGUCAAAGCAGCACAAAGUUUGGAUGAAAUGUCACAGACCAUUACAGAUCUGCUGAAUGAACAAAAGGCUUCCAACAGUCAAGCUUCCCCACAAUCUGUUAUUACCCCAAGGAUGGAAAGUACAACAGGAACAAUUGCUACCUCUCCUAGAACUCCUCCAUCGCUUAGCCUUCAGGGUCCUCUUUGCCCUCCUGAGUGCCCCCCCGGUCCAAUAGAAGAAUUGUCUCCAGACAGUAUUGAUGCUCAUACGUUUGACUUUGAAACAAUUGCCCAUCCAAGUAUAGAGCAUGGUCUGAAACAAGGGUCAUUAGACUUGGACUCACUGGCAGAAAGUCCAGAAUCUGACUUUAUGUCAGCAGUGAAUGAGUUUAUAAUAGAAGAAAAUCCAGCAUCUCCAAAUGUGAUAAGUGAUCCACAAAGUCCAGAAAUGAUGGUGGAGUCCCUGUAUUCCUCAGUUAUCAAUGCAAUAGAUAGUAGGCGGAUGCAAGACACAAAUAUUUGUGCAAAACGAGCAGCCCUAGAAAAUUCUGCUAUAAAUGUUUACAUGGCGAAAUGUAGAGUUGCUGCCCAGGAAUCUCAGUUAAAUCUAAGAAACUUCAAAGAAGACCUUUGUCACUUUAGAACAUUUGUAGAAAAAGAACAGUGCGACUUUUCUAGUUCUUUAAAAUGUACUUCAAUAGAAAUACGAAACAUUAUAGAAAAAGUAAAACUGUCUCUUGAAAAGACACUAAAAGAAAAGCAUCAAAAAGAACUGCAGUCUGUAAAAAUGGAAUAUGAAAGCAGAAUGAAUAUUUUAGUUGAAGAUGGUGAGGAGAACAAAAAAAAGAUUACAAAAUUAAAGUUAGACUUGAAAAGUCUUGAAGAUGUUUUGCAUGAUAAAGAUGAUGAGUUUGCAAUAGUAAAGAAUGAAAAGGAAGCUGUCGUAUGUUUACAGAAUGAAAAAGAUGAGAAGCUGCUCGAAUUGGAAUGCCAAAUGAAGAAUCAAUGUUGUGAAAUUAAAGAAUUAAGGGAAUCUCGUGAAAGUGCAUUAGAAAAUCUGAAAAAACUUCAUAUAGAAACUGGUGAAAAAAUGCAGCUUUUGAGGGCAGAACUUCAGAGUUUGGAGCAAGAUCAUUUGAAGGAACUAGAAGCCAGUCUUCAGGUCAGACGUACACAAGAAUUUGAAGUGCUAAUGGCUGAACACAGUGAUUGUUUAGAGAAGUUAAUAAAGGAAAACCAAUGCCGACUUGAACAGAUGCAGGAAUCUCAUGCUGUAGACAUCCAAGAAAAAGAAAAACAGAUUGAGGAACUAAAGCUCAAGGUUUCUGAACUGUCUGACUUGAGAUGCAAAUUGGAAGUUGAACUUGCUUUGAAAGAAGCAGAAACAGAUGAAAUGAAACUACUCUUAGAAGAAAGCAAAACUCAGCAGCAGGAUAACUUACAAUCUGUUAUUGACAAGGAAACAGACAUUUUAAGAAAAGAGAUUGAUAAAUUGAACCAUUUAAUAAAAAUUAAUGAUGAGGAAUAUCAGAUAGGAUUAGCAGAGCUAAGAACUUUAAUGACUACUGAGAAAGAUCAGUGCAUUUCAGAAUUAAUUGGCAGGCACGAAGAAGAAACACAUUUGCUUAAAACUGAGUUGAACAAAGUAACUUCUUUGCAUCAGAAAGCUUUUGAAGCUGAAAAGAGGUUGGAAGAACAAAUAACAGAAUUGCAAGGUAAGCUAGAAUUGGCAGUGACUGCCCUGGAGAAGCAAAAAGAGGAGAAUUUGGCCCUAUGUGAACAGCAAAAAAAAUAUGAAGCCACUAUCAAUAAGUUUGAAGAAGAGAAACAGCUGUUGGUUACUAACCAUGAGGAAGACAGGAAGCUGCUUGUUGAGAAGCUCAGUUGUGAAAAAGAAGAUGCAGUACGAAUUGCCCUGAAAGAAUUUGAAUUACAUCGGGAAGCUGUUGAAAAAGAACUGUUGGAAAAAAUUCAGACACUUGAGAUGCAGGUUAAUCAGAGUUCGUCUGAAUCAUCUGCGUCAAGCUUGGUUGCUGAACUUCAAGAAAAACUUCAGGAGGAGAAACAGAAGUUUUUGGAGCAGCUUGAAGAACAUGAGAAGAGGAAAAAUGAGGAAAUGCAAAACAUUCGAACAUCACUCACUGCAGAACAGCAGACUACCUUCAAUACUGUUCUAACAAGAGAAAAAAUGAAAAAAGAAAACAUAAUAAAUGAUCUUAGUGACAAAUUAAAAAUGAUUACACAACAGCAAGAAAGGGAUAAGGAUUUGAUAGAAACUCUUUCUGAGGACCGAGCUCGUUUACUUGAAGAAAAGAAGAAACUUGAAGAAGAAGUUAAUAAGCUGAGAAGUAGUAGUUCUAUUCCAUCAACUUAUUUAGCUCCUACUUCAGAACCUUCUGGAGCUUGUGCAGCAGAUUUUACAGCAGACACGGAGCGAUUGACAUCAGAUGUACCUGAAGAGGGAAAAAUGGAUUCUGUAAUGGAAACCAGCAUGAUGGCUGUAAAUGAAAAUGCUCAGAUGUUGUCUGAAGAAAAGCAGAGGAUAAUGUUGUUAGAAAAAACACUGCAGUUGAAAGAAGAGGAAAAUAAGAGGCUUAAUCAAAGAUUGGACACUUUGGGGCAUGUGUCAAUGUCGACUACCGCCUCGGCAUUGUCAGCUGUGCUGUCCCCAAUAUCGACUCACGUGGAUAUCAACCGCCCAAUGCUGAAACGCUCAGCCCAGACAUCUCAGUCCUUAGCCCAUACUCCCUCCAAAAAAUGCAGAGAAGAUGCCUCCUCCCAAUCAGGGGACGAAAACCCCGAUCCUCCAGUGGAACCCUCGCCGCCUCAACAAUUGGGCAAUGAUCUUCCAAUCUCCCCUUCGGAAGACUUGAAAUCCUACGGAGAUUUCAUCAAGUGGAUGGCUAACACGCUCACUCUGUCUACAGUACAGCCCCUGCCUACUGUGACAGACUCUGUGUUCGAUAUCGUCCAGAUGGACACUUCUACAGCUACUGCGUUACUGAUUACUUCGGUCCGCCUUCAGGCAGCUAAAGUCCCAUGGUCUCACCCGACAUCUACACCCGUCUCGAGCCGGACAGUAGAUCAUAUUUUUCAGGUUGGCGAUUUGGUUCUCAUUAUUUUGGAUGAACGCCAUGACAACUAUGUAUUAUUUACCGUUAGCCCAACUUUGUAUUUCUUGCACUCAGAAUCUCUUACUGCACUGGACCUCAAACCAGCUUCAGGUGCAUCUAGAAGACCCUGGGUGCUAGGGAAAGUAAUGGAAAAGGAAUAUUGCCAGGCUAAAAAGGCACAAAACAGAUUUAAAGUUCCUCUAGGUACAAAAUUCUACAGAGUAAAAGCGGUGCCAUGGAACAAGAAAGUAUAACACAUGAUGGAAACUCAGCUCAUCACCAUUUUUUCUGGCUUGGCCUUCAGUGCUCAUUUAUCACUCCAAGUAGCAGGCCAUCAUCUUUUUAUACUGAGGUCACAGGACAAUGCUCCCCAAUACACAAGUUUUCCCCCCCUUUUUUAAUGUGUUAUAUUUUAGAAGCAAGAGUUUCAUCAAAAUGUCUGGCCCAGCUGUUCCAGGUUUUUACCCAGAUAACGUUAGAUGUGUGGACCAAAUGAGUUCAUUUUUCUGAAAGGGCAAAUCCAGUUUUAUCAUGGCUUGUUUACUAGCCAUGUUAAUUGCCUGUUAAAUAUACAUUAGUUCUUAUUAGCUGUUUAAAUGUUAGCUACCAUUAUUACCAGCAUUCGUCCUUUUGUGAAAUCAUUAUCAAAGUACUUGCACUCUUUAACAAGUUCUUUAUAAUAGGUAUAAAUUCAUCAGCUAUCUAAAGAGGUGUGUUCAUUGCAUGCGGAUAAUCAUAAUUUUCUUCAACAUGAGUUUGCCUCAGUAAAUGAAAGGUAACAACUGCAACUUGCUUCAUUGCAUUAAAAAGCCCUUUAAUAUAAAAGAUACAAAAGAAGAAGAACAUUUAUUUGAUGGACUGAUAAUGAAUCAGUUAUAUGUAAAUCUGCAGUCUUCAGAAGAACUUUUGAAUGUUUGAUCAAAGAUUUAGAAGGGAAGUAGCUGUGCUCUUGUAUUUAAAUGAAGCACCUGGACCUUCCCAAACCACAGAAAAAGUCUUGUAUUAAUCUAUUUAGAAAAAUCAUAUUGAUGGAAUUGUAUUUCAUGGCCGAGAUUCAGGAAAAAAAAGAAUCCAUUGUACAUUAACUAUAAAAAGGUCAUUUAAGUAACAAAUUAUUGUAUUGUAAAAGACAUGUAGAAUUUUAAAACAAUAAAGAUUUGAAACUGUAAAUGUCUGAAUGGUCUGCAUGCUUUUUAAAUGCCAAUGUGGUACAGCAGUUCUAUCCAAGACUGUUCCUGUAAAUUUAAAAUUUAAAUGUAUAAGAAUUUUUAUGAAUAUAAAAUGCCUGUAUUAUUCCAAAAGAAGCAGCAUUCUACAAUUUUCAGUGUAUGAUUGAGGUAAUAAUUUAAAUGACAGUUCAUGUUUGCACAGCAAAGCAUAUAAAUAAAAU
Molecule: messenger RNA, 6796 nt
Organism: Gekko japonicus
Lineage: Eukaryota; Metazoa; Chordata; Lepidosauria; Squamata; Gekkonidae
Gene: RB1CC1
Product: RB1 inducible coiled-coil 1
Exons: 25
Coding region: 456-5660 (1734 amino acids)
Biological process (GO): reticulophagy; autophagy of peroxisome; autophagy of mitochondrion
Cellular component (GO): extrinsic component of membrane; phagophore assembly site membrane; Atg1/ULK1 kinase complex
Molecular function (GO): molecular adaptor activity; protein kinase binding
Source: RefSeq, a predicted model, not a curated record